Messenger RNA from Prinia subflava (tawny-flanked prinia), 1360 nucleotides. RefSeq names its product craniofacial development protein 1 (gene CFDP1). Gene Ontology annotation, cellular component: Swr1 complex. The transcript is spliced from 7 exons. NCBI's taxonomy places the organism in Eukaryota, Metazoa, Chordata, Aves, Passeriformes, Cisticolidae. Bases 16 to 1074 code for a protein of 352 amino acids. The record is from RefSeq and is a predicted model, not a curated record.
UGUGGGCCGCAAGGAAUGCGGGGAGCCCCCGGUGGGGCGGGCGGGACGCUCUGGCCCGCUGGCGGACUCUCGUCGCUGCUCCCCGUGCGCGGCGCGGCCUCGGAGGCGCGGCUGUUCUUCCUGUCCGCCAGGGGGCGCCGGCGGGCGGCAGCGGCGCUCUGGGCGGCGGCGGCGGGAGGCGCAGCGAGGCGGCCGGGCCGGGGCCGCACCAUGUCGGCGUCGGAGUCGGAGCAGGAGCAGUACUCCUCGGCCGAGGAUGACGACUAUGUGCCCUCAGGUGCGGAGUACAGCGAGGAUGAUGAGAGCGAGCUGGUGCGGGAGGAGGAGCCGGCGGACAGCCCGCGGCCGCCCCGCGGCAGGAGGAGCCCCCGCCGCCCCGCCAGCAGAAAGAGGAAAAAAGGUGGUCUCUUGCUAGAGCCAGAUGAGAAAGAGGAAGAAAAGGCCCAGCAGAAUGGAGAGGAGCAGAAAGAAGAGGAAGUGGAUAAUGUAGAGCAAGCAGAAAGAAACAGAGAAGAAGAAGAAAAAAAGAAAGAGGAUGCUCUUUGGGCCAGUUUCCUCAGUGAUGUAGGACAGAAACCCAAAGCAGCAGCUGCCACACAAGUGACACAAAUCAGAAAGGCUGAAGAAGAGAACAAUGGGAAUAAGCCUCAGGAGAAGCCAAAAGAUUCAGGAAAAGUGACAAUCACCAAAACGUUUGAUUUUGCUGGUGAGGAAAUCAAGGUGACUAAAGAAGUGGACUCAAACUCAAAAGAAGCUAAAUCUUUUCUGAAGCAGCAAGAGAAACUGCAGUCAGCAGCUCCAGGUUCCUCGCCGACAGUCUCAGGGGUGAAGAGGCCAAGCGGUAUGAGUAGCCUCCUGGGGAAGAUCGGUGCCAAAAAGCAGAAGAUGAGCACACUGGAGAAAUCUAAACUGGACUGGGAGAACUUCAAGGAGGAGGAGGGGAUUGUGGAGGAGCUGGCAAUCCAUAACCGAGGGAAAGAUGGGUACAUCGAGAGGAAAGCGUUCCUGGAGCGCGUGGAUCAUAGGCAGUUCGAAAUCGAGCGGGACAUCAGACUGAGCAGGAUGAAGCCCUGACGUGCUGGGGGUGGCCGUAGGGGACCUUGCUCCCUUCUGUGCCCCAGGGCUGGCUGGGGGCUGCUGGCCACCAACAACCACCAAACACGGAAACUGUUCUCUACCCAAGACUCAGCCUGUAUGUCUCAGCAUACAGGGUUUUCCUUUUACUGUAAUAGUUUGGGGAGGGUAUUUGUCAAUGGUUAGGAGGCACUUCGAGGGUUAAAUGGCCCAGCAGCUGAUAGAAGACAUUGGUGUAAUUCUGGCAACAACUUUCCAAGAAGAAGAGGUGAUGGCACCCAUCGUU